Messenger RNA from Drosophila miranda, 3013 nucleotides. RefSeq names its product vesicle-fusing ATPase 1. The record is from RefSeq and is a predicted model, not a curated record. Gene Ontology annotation, molecular function: ATP hydrolysis activity; ATP binding. Bases 301 to 2538 code for a protein of 745 amino acids. Gene Ontology annotation, cellular component: Golgi stack. Lineage: Eukaryota; Metazoa; Arthropoda; Insecta; Diptera; Drosophilidae. The transcript is spliced from 6 exons. Gene Ontology annotation, biological process: SNARE complex disassembly; Golgi to plasma membrane protein transport; intra-Golgi vesicle-mediated transport.
UCGAUAGAAUACUGCGCAUAAAAUCGUUUCGCCAGUCCCACAGUGCACUGUUACCUUUAAUUCGCUUAAGGCCAAUCAAUUGUCUGAAAUCGAGUGAUACCAAAGCUAGUUAGUUUAACCGGACAUCGAGAAGCUCUACAUCGUGCAGUGAAGAACCGUCAAAUUUUGGGAAAAAAACCCAUUUCUGUUACCAAAUUCAGUCGCGAGUUUGUGCCAGGAAUUUGAAUCGAUAAUCGGGGAGGCUGUAAACACAAGGCCCCCUUCCAAAGAAAACUUUCGCAGAGCGCAGCAGCAGGAGUCAUGUCUUAUCGCUUGAAGGCCACCAAAUGCCCCACGGACGAGCUCUCGCUCACCAAUCGAGCCAUUGUCAAUGUGGGGGACUUUCCCGACGAUGUGAAGUACGCGGACAUCUCUCCGGCUCCCGGGCAGCACUUCAUCUUUGCCCUGGAGAAGACGGUGGAGGUGCCCCGCGGCUAUGUGGGCUUCUCCCUGGUGCAGCGCAAGUGGGCGAUGGUGUCCAUCAAUCAGGAGCUGGAGGUGCGACCUUACCGUUUCGACGCCAGCUCUGAUGUCAUUACCUGUGUGUCCUUCGAGACGGACUUUCUGCAGAAGAAAACCGUGUCCCAGGAGCCCUACGACUCAGACCUGAUGGCCAAGGAGUUCAUUAUGCAGUUCGCCGGCAUGGCCCUCACCGUGGGUCAGUCUCUGGUGUUCAACUUCAAGGAUAAGAAGCUGCUGGGCCUGGCCGUCAAGUCGCUGGAGGCCAUCGACCCGAAGACACUGGGAGAGGGCAAGGAGGCUGCCUUGCGCAACGUCCGCUUCGGAAGGAUCCUGGGAAACACGGUGGUGCAGUUCGAGAAGGCUGAGAACAGCUCGCUGAACUUGCAAGGGAAGUCCAAGGGUAAGGUGGUGCGCCAGUCGAUCAUCAAUCCGGACUGGGACUUCGGUAAAAUGGGCAUCGGCGGCCUGGACAAGGAAUUCAACUCCAUUUUCCGGCGGGCCUUUGCCUCGCGAGUCUUCCCCCCCGAACUGGUCGAGCAGCUGGGCUGCAAGCACGUUAAGGGCAUCCUCCUCUACGGUCCACCGGGCACGGGCAAGACCCUGAUGGCCCGCCAGAUCGGAACUAUGUUAAACGCCCGCGAGCCAAAGAUCGUGAACGGACCGCAGAUCCUGGACAAGUACGUGGGCGAGUCGGAGGCCAAUGUCCGAAGACUGUUCGCUGAGGCCGAAGAGGAGGAGAAGCGGCUGGGGCCCAACAGCGGCCUGCACAUCAUCAUCUUCGACGAGAUCGAUGCCAUCUGCAAGCAGCGUGGUUCUGUGGCAGGGAACAGUGGAGUGCACGACACCGUCGUCAAUCAGCUGCUCACCAAGAUUGAUGGUGUCGACCAGCUGAACAACAUCCUCGUAAUCGGGAUGACCAAUCGUCGGGACAUGAUCGAUGAGGCCCUGCUCCGACCGGGCCGUCUCGAGGUCCAAAUGGAGAUCAGUCUGCCCAACGAGCAGGGACGCGUGCAGAUCCUCAACAUCCACACCAAGCGAAUGCGCGACUUCAAAAAGAUCAACGAUGAUGUCGACUGCAAGGAGAUCGCUUCCCUCACCAAGAACUUUAGCGGAGCCGAGCUGGAGGGUCUUGUGCGUGCGGCCCAGUCCAGUGCCAUGAAUCGCCUGAUCAAGGCCGAUGCCAAGGUCACCGUCGAUCCCGAGGCCAUAGAGAAAAUCAAGGUGAAUCGGGAUGACUUUCUGCACUCCCUGGAGAACGACAUCAAGCCCGCCUUCGGAACGGCCCAGGAAAUGCUCGAGAACAUGGUGGCCCGGGGCAUCAUCAACUGGGGCACUCCCGUGAGCAAUUUGCUCGAGGACGGCAUGCUGUACGUCCAUCAGGCCCAAGCACCCGAGUCCAGCGGUCUUGUUUCUGUGCUUAUUGCCGGUGCCCCUAACUCGGGCAAAACUGCGCUGGCCGCCCAGCUGGCCAAGAUGUCAGACUUCCCCUUCGUCAAGGUCUGCUCCCCGGAGGACAUGGUCGGCUACACAGAGUCGGCCAAGUGUCUGCACAUCCGCAAGAUCUUCGACGACGCCUACCGUUCCACUCUCAGCUGCAUCGUGGUGGACAACGUGGAGCGACUGCUCGACUACGGUUCGAUUGGGCCGCGCUACUCCAAUAUGACACUCCAGGCCCUUCUCGUGCUACUCAAUAAGCAACCGCCCAAGGGCCGCAAACUCCUCAUCUUGUGCACCUCCAGCAGGCGUGAGGUGUUGGAGGAGAUGGAAAUGCUGACCGCCUUCACCUCGGUGCUGCAUGUGCCGAACCUCUCUAGUCCUGAACACGUCUUGGCCGUUCUCGAGCACACUGACCUCUUCAACAAGGGCGAAGUCCAGGCAAUUGGCAAGAAGAUGGCUGGCAAACGCGUCUUUAUUGGGAUUAAGAAGCUGCUGGGCCUGAUCGACAUGGCCCGACAAACAGAGCAGUCGCAGCGGGCCAUCAAGUUCCUUUCCAAGAUGGAGGAGGAGGGCGGCCUGGAUAUGGUGGCCCGACAAUAAGCCGUCACCCUUCUCUCCUGCUGUCUCAAUUAUUAGCUUCUAAGUGCAAUGAUGGGAAGGAAUGUCGACUCCAAAUACUCGUAUAGACCGCUAAAAUUAUACUCAAUACACAUAUAUGAUCCCACAAAUAUCCGAGCUAGGAUGGUGUUGUUUGUUCGGUCCCAGUCCAAAGAGUUUCCCGUGUCCUGUGCCCCAACCAGAGCGCAAUCAAAUCGACAGAUAUGUGAGACCCGUGACCUGAUAAUGGCUGAUGGAGCGAAAGAUUAUUCAAUUAUAUAUCAUGGCCGUCUAACUCGUUAAUAGCAUAAUAUAUUCACUCUCGUUCGUUUUGGCAGCAGGAGGACAAUCUUUCUCGUUAUUAUUGAUUAGGCCGCAGAGGCCACGGAGGAAGAGAUGAGCUUGAAAAAUAGGAUCUUUGUGAAAUACCUAUAAGACAGGCUUAUCGAUACAUACAUAUGUGUAUGAAUAUGUGCUU